Messenger RNA from Ipomoea triloba (trilobed morning glory), 1068 nucleotides. RefSeq names its product beta-D-glucosyl crocetin beta-1,6-glucosyltransferase-like. The transcript is spliced from 2 exons. Bases 1 to 942 code for a protein of 313 amino acids. The record is from RefSeq and is a predicted model, not a curated record. Gene Ontology annotation, molecular function: UDP-glycosyltransferase activity. NCBI's taxonomy places the organism in Eukaryota, Viridiplantae, Streptophyta, Magnoliopsida, Solanales, Convolvulaceae.
AUGGCCAGCCCAAGCUUCUGCGACAUCCUCGACCAAAUCAAACCCGACUUGCUCAUCUAUGAUUCCUUCCAGCCCUGGGCGGCGGAGGCCGCCGCAACGCGGGACAUCCCCGCCGUCUUCUACGCCAUCACUGGGCAGCCUCAACCGCCAUCCAAGGCCUUGGAGAUGUCCACGAAACUCUGUUUGAUCAACACUAGCAGGGAAAUUGAAGGGAAGUACAUCGACUACAUCUCUGAGAAGCUCGGCAAAACAGCCCUGCCCAUUGGCUCACUCAUCCGAGUGCAGGAAAACAAGGGCCGCGGCAAGGAUUCGGAUGAGGAUGAUGAGAUUAUGAGAUGGCUAGAUGGAAAGGAAAAACACUCAACACUAUACCUUUCAUUUGGGAGCGAGUACUACUUGAGUAGGGAGGAGAUUCAAGAAAUAGCUAAAGGACUAGAGCUAAUUAGCAGUGCCAAUUUUAUAUGGGUAAUUAGGUCUCCGGCGGGGGAGGAGACUCCCCUAGUGGAGGCACUGCCAAAGGGGUUCUUGGAGAGAGUGAAAGGCAGAGGGAUAAUAGUGGAAAAAUGGGCACCUCAGAUCAAGAUUCUUAGCCACCCAAGUGUGGGUGGAUUUGUGAUGCAGUGUGGAUGGAAUUCCUUUCUGGAGAGCAUACACUUUGGAGUUCCGAUAAUAGCCAUUCCUAUGCACUCCGAGCAGUUUAUCAGCGCCAGGAUGGCGGUGGAGCUGGGCAUCGCCACGGAGGUGAUGAGGGAUGAUGAUGGCCGGCUUUACGGAGAAGAUAUAGGCAAAGCGGUAAAGAGCGUGGUGGCGGAGAAGGCCGGGGAAGAGAUGAGAGCUAAAGUGAGGGAAGUGAAUGCGCAGAUGAAAAUGAAGGGAAAACAAGGGAUAGACAACACGGCGGCGCUGCUGUCGGAGCUUUGCUUGUCUAAGAACUCAUCGUAAACAAUAAUAUAAUUCGUAUGUCGUGCGUUUCUUAUUUUCAGAUUCAACAAUGUGUACUGUCAUCGUUUUUCUUCUUCUUCUCCCAGUAGUUUGUAUUUCUAAUAGCACCUCUGGUUUUGCUUCUCA